GUCUCCACUUUUUUUGCCACGUCAACGUCGCGCAAGCACAGUCAGAUUGUCUUAAUCUUAUACCCUAAACCCCUGUUCUCCGGAUUGCCAGAUUGUCAUCCUCUCUCCUCAUGCAAAUCAGCAACAUUUUGCCGUUGGGUUGUCGAGAGUUGAAAAAUUUGGGAGUGAUGGAGCCUGCUAUGUUUUCCGUUGCUAGUAUGUUUGAUGCAUCAUCUAGUGAAGACGAGAAGGACGAGCAGGCGUUCGUGAUAAGAGAUCAUGACUUUUCUGGAAUGGUUUUACAUGUUCGGGAGUUUUCCUUCCAUCAAGUUAAUGCGAACCUUUUAUGGCCAGGAGCAGUCCUAUUUGCUGAGUGGAUUGUGGAGCAUCACAAGCUUUUGGAAGGAAGAAAAGUUCUGGAGCUUGGCAGUGGAACGGGAGCUCUAGCUAUAUUUCUGACGAAGAAAUAUGGACUGGACGUCACUACAUCUGAUUAUGAUGAUGUAGAAAUCGAAAACAAUAUCAAGCUCAACUGCGAGUUGAAUGAGCUGUCAGCUCUGCCGCAUAUUAGACAUACAUGGGGGGACGUUUUUCCUGAAGAAAACCCUCAAUGGGACUUGAUCAUCGCAAGUGACAUCCUGUUGUACGUGAAGCAGUAUGCAAAUUUAAUAACUACUCUGUCUUACCUGUUCCGUAAGUACGAACCUUUAAAGACGGCAGAAGAUAGUAGUGUCGGCGUAAACCUCCAAGAACUAGACGCACCUGAAGUAAGUCAGAAGGAAGAAUGCCUCCAGCUUGAUCCAUCGUCAGUAGCAACUCGACGUGGAGCAGCAGUUGAAAAACUUCCUCGUCCCUGCUUUUUGAUGAGUUGGAGACGCAGAAUACCGAAAGCAGAUGAGGCCUUGUUUUUCGAGGGUUGUAAAAGCGCAGGAUUUUGUGUGAACGAUCUUGGUUCGAGGGUGUACAGUAUCCACCCCCCUCUCGUUGAAUUUACAGACGGAUCUUGAACGCCCCACUUCCUUAUGCUUCGUUGAUUUCCCCUCUGCCAAUUAUGGGCUUCAGGUGGAAAGAAUUUUACCCCAGCUGUGCAUGCAGCCGGUUGAUCUGAAGAAUGGGUUCCGAUGAGAGUGGGAAAGGAUUGUGCACGUCUGCCUGCCUCGUCGAAACAGGCGAGCUACAAAACAUGUUACUCAACUGAUGAAGGCCCAUUUUGAUGCAAGGGCUGGAAAGAAUCGCGUUUUUGUCGAAGCAUUUCUCAAUUUAUUGGGCCUCCUCCACUCCGAGUCUCGAGAAAUGGAAGCUCACUUCUAUACCUCCAUUGUCAGGGGAAGUUCCACAAGUUGAAGCUCGCAAAUCAUAUUUUGCACGUUUCCUUGUUUGAAAGGCUUGUAGAGGAAGCGGAAUCAUUAUCCAACCAAUAUUUUGACUGGAGGACUCAUAAGGGACCACAGGUCAGGUCAGCCCAAAGCAAACCAUCACGAGGAGUUUUUCCGUUUUGUGUUAAUGGGAGAGUUUAGUGAGAUCAAAUACAUAUUUAUUGGGCUUUCAAUUCCGAUGAUAGUUGAAUUCAGGACGAGUAAAAUUGUAUAGAGAUAUCUAAGAGAAUCUGC
Messenger RNA from Marchantia polymorpha subsp. ruderalis, 1589 nucleotides. Lineage: Eukaryota; Viridiplantae; Streptophyta; Marchantiopsida; Marchantiales; Marchantiaceae. The record is from the annotation of a GenBank genome assembly.